AUGACAGUAAAGAGCGAUCACCUUUACAUCUGUGUUGAAUUUGAAAUGUGGAUCCAAAUUGGACUGGAAUAUUAUUUUUACACAGAGAGCGCUCCGCAAUUGGUCAAUGCGAUGUUUCAAAAAAGAGCGUUCACACACAAAAAUAGCGGACUGUCAGCAUCACAAUGGGUGGAGCGGGUACUAGAUGUGACGAAUUGUGAAUCGAUUGAUCAACUGGAUCUCAAGGGAUCUCCACAAGUUGAUGUGUGCGACACCUUUGGUAAACUACAAAAUAUCUAUAAAUUAAGCAUCUUCAAGGACUGUACCACUAGCUUUGCAAAGAAAGCGCUGGAAAUCAUCCUACCAGUCACCAGGGAAAUUACAUUCUUCAGAAUUCAAUUUGAGACCAGAGAAGAGUUCCAGACAUUCCUAAAGAGCAAUUUGAACUACUUGACUAUUAAUGCUUGCUAUUUCUCGAUGUUCACUUUUGACGACCUUCUAGUCACAAACAUACUCAAACUGAAAUUGAGAGAAGUCAAAUUGAGUUCCACAGAUUUCAGUCAAUUUCUUACAAAGUGGUUUCACAGUAAAGACAAUUCUCGACUAGAACAUUUGACAUUGUGCACAUUGGGAGGUAUCAAUGAAACGUGCCUUCCCGAAGUACUGAACGCUGUUCCUUUUCCAGUAAACGAAGAUAGAAUGUUCUGCUAUUCAAAACAGCUAGACACUUCCACGAAUACGUUUCGGGGAGGAUAUGAUAUAAGGAGAGCGGAUGGGAAGAAAGCCACAAUUAAAUUUGUAUCCCUUUUCGGACGGACGUACAUCGAUUUUUAUGUUUGGCCGUGA
This is a messenger RNA of Caenorhabditis remanei, 825 nucleotides long. RefSeq lists its product as uncharacterized. The transcript has a single exon. The record is from RefSeq and is a predicted model, not a curated record. Bases 1 to 825 code for a protein of 274 amino acids. Lineage: Eukaryota; Metazoa; Nematoda; Chromadorea; Rhabditida; Rhabditidae.